AGUUACUACCCAGAUAAGCGACACAAUGCUCCGUCUUUGGGCAUUCCUUGCUCUUGUGGGCUUUGCCCAUUGUGCUACGCAGGGCAUGACUAUCAGAUCUAAAUGGAGUGGCGGCUUUGCUGGUACCUUUACCCUAGUUCCCACUUCUACCGUUCAUGGCUGGACUGCUCAUCUUGCCUGUGAUAGUGCCAUAGAUUCUCUAGAGAUCUGGACAGCGGAUAUUGUAUCAAAAAGUGCUGACAAAACCGAAUACGUCCUCAGAAACAAACCCUACGAUGCCGAUAUUAACGCCGGGAGUUCCCUGAAUGUUGACAUUGUGGGACGAACCCCUGGAAGAGACACACCACCAAACUGUCGAGUUUUCAUCGAGGGACAGGGAGGAGAUUCAGGAGGGGGAUCUCAGACCCCCGCCCCCACAAGCCCACCAGCGACACAGCCACCAUCAGGUGGUAGUGGAUCUCAUACGACACAUGGAAGCAGCCAUCCAGAAACCGUCACUUCUGGAGCUUCUUGUGGAAGCGCUAAGAGCACAAAGUACAACUACGGCCAAGCUUUGGGUCUGUCCAUUUUGUUCUAUGAUGCCCAAAGAUCGGGGAAAAUGCCAGCCAAUAAUCCUAUUCCAUGGAGACACGAUUCUGCCAUGAACGACCACGGAGACGGAGGGGUGGAUCUCACAGGAGGGUGGUAUGACGCUGGAGACCAUGUUAAGUUUAAUUUGCCCAUGGCUUCCUCAGCCCAUAUACUGGGUUACGGAUUAAGCAGAUGGAAGGAUGGUUAUGAGUCCGCAAAUCAGCUCCAAAACAUGUACGACAUGUUGAGAACUCCACUAGACUACUUCAUGAAGUGCUGGAGACCAAGCUCUCAGGAAUAUUAUGCUCAAGUCGGCAAUGGUGGUACUGAUCAUGCUUUCUGGGGUCGUCCAGAAGACAUGAGGAUGUCCAGACCUGCCUACAAGUGUACAGCCAGUAAUGGUGGAUGUAGUGACGUAGAAGGCAUUACUGCAGCUGCGCUAGCCGUCGGCUCCAUAGCCUUCAAGUCAAAGGAUCCCUCAUACUCCCAGAGAUUGUUGUCUUCUGCCAAGAGCUUGUACCAAUUUGCCAGCACCCACAAAGGUAUCUACAACAAGGGACCUAUCUCAGAUGCCUCGUCAUAUUACGGAUCUACUGGAUACAAAGAUGAGCUGUGCGUGGCCGCCAUGGAACUGUACAAGGCCACCAAAGAACCUAAGUAUUUAGCAGACGCCAAAGCCAACUUCGAGGGUACCGAGACUGCCUGGGCCCUGUCAUGGGACGAUGAGCACGUGUUUUGCCAGCUUCUGUUGUAUGAAGAGACAAAGGAAGCCAAAUACAAGUCCUUAGUGGAUUCCUUUGUGAAAUCCUACAUGCCUGGUGGUUCUGUGGCCCAGACACCGUGUGGUCUGGCAUGGAGGGACCAGUGGGGAUCUCUUAGAUACGCAGGAAACGCAGCUUUUGUUGCUUUGGCUGCGGCUGAAGACGGCAUUGGAGGUGACCAGUUUAAGUCGUGGGCUCUAAGCCAGAUUAAUUAUAUACUGGGUGAUAAUAACCAUCAUAUAAGCUAUGAGAUCGGAUACGGAAGUAACUAUCCGAGACAGCCUCACCACCGAGGAAGUUCCUGUCCCAACCCUCCAGCUGGGUGUAGCUGGAAUGACUUUAACAACCCUGGACCCAGUCCUCAACUACUGAAAGGAGCUUUGGUGGGAGGACCCGGAAGAGGUGACGAGUACGCAGACUCCAGGAAAGAUUAUACAAAGAACGAGGUCACAUGUGAUUACAACGCCGGCUUCCAGUCCGCUUUGGCUGCGCUGACCAGUAUGGCCAAGCGAGGUUGCCUGCCCGACUCUCCCCCAGCUAAGUAUGGUACGCCACAACCCCUCCACCUAAGGAACGAGUGGAAUACAGGCAUAGAUGGUUACUUCAUAGUUAAACCGUCACUCCUCGGUAAAGGAUGGGAGGCUACUAUCUCCUGUGACAGGGAUAUAGGUCAGCUAGAGAUUUGGUCAGCCUCGGUGGUGACUGCGACUUCUGGUAAUUCUGUAUUUACGGUCAGAAAUGAAGAACUAUUUCCCGAUGGUAGCACAAAGCCACCACAGGAAGUAGAGGUCGUGAUUCGGAUGCCCUCGGAAAACAACAAUCCGCACUGUACCGUUGACACUGCUCCUGCGUUAGAUAUUCGCACAACAGCAGUGCCAGGAUACACCUUCUCCAGUUCUGAAACAAUGGCAGGAUUCAACUAUUCAGAAGCACUCUCCUUGUCGAUUUUAUUUUUCGACACUCAAAGAUCAGGAAUACUUCCGGCGAAUAACCCAAUUUCAUGGAGAAAUGACUCCGCCGUAGAUGAUCAUGGUGAUAAAGGAGAGGAUCUAUCUGGCGGGUGGUAUGACGCGGGUGAUCAUGUGAAAUUUAACCUUCCCAUGGCAUCGUCUGCUCAUUUCUUAUCCUGGGGUCUGGAGAGGUGGAAGGAUGCAUAUCGAUCCACAGGUCAUCUCGAAAUGAUGUAUGACAUGUUAAAAUGGCCGCUGGACUACUUCCUGAAAUGCUGGAAUCCUAAUACGCAGGAAUAUUAUGCACAGAUUGGAAAUGGAAAAGAGGAUCAUCGAUAUUGGGGUCGGCCUGAGGAUAUGUCUAAAUUUAGACCGAUGUGGAGACCUGCCUAUAAAUGUACGAUUAACGACACGUGCAGCGAUGUUGCUGGGGAAACUGCCGCAGCCAUGGCGUCUGGAGCUAUCGUGUUUAAAGACAGAAACGUCACAUACUCUCACAAACUGUUAUCGGCAGCAAAGAGUCUGUAUGAAUUCGCCAAAAGAAAACAAGGGAUGUACGGCACCACAGCUGUCCAGGAUGCCAAUAAAUAUUACGGGUCCCAUUCUUAUCGCGACGAGCUCUGUACGGCCGCCAUGGAACUCUUCAAAGCUACCCAGAAUUCUUCUUACCUUACAGACGCUAUGUCCUUUUUUGAUUCUGGAAUGAGGAGCUGGGCCUUCUCCUGGGACGACAAAAAUGUCCAGUGUGCUCUGAUGUUGUACAAGGCUGUAGGGGAUAGACGAUUCAGUACUCAUGUCACAGACUUCCUCAGGAGUUUUAUGCCUGGAGGUGGUGUAAGACAGACUCCUUGUGGUCUAGCCUGGAGAACCGGGGACGGACCCCUCAGAUACACGGCUAACGCGGCCUUGGUUGCCUUGAUGGCGGCUGAUGAAGGGAUUGGAGGAGAUGACUAUAAGAUCUGGGCGAUGAAACAAAUCAACUACAUGUUGGGUGAUAACAAACAAAACAUGAGCUAUCAGAUUGGCUAUGGAGAAAAUUAUCCACAGAAACCAUACCAUAGAGCUAGUUCAUGUCCCGAUCCUCCAUCAUCUCCUUGCGGCUGGGACAAUAUUAACAACCCCGGACCCAGUCCACACAUUUUGAAGGGGGCGCUGGUCGGUGGCCCGGAUGAAAAUGACGUAUACACAGACAACGAUGUGGCUUGUGACUUCAACGCGGGAUUUCAAUCAGCCUUAGCUGGUUUAAUUCAUUUACAAAAUAAAGGGCUUAUGCCAUCUCUGAGUGACCCAAUGUUAAUGCAAAAAAUAAAGAAUUGUGUAAGUUAA
Molecule: messenger RNA, 3607 nt
Organism: Saccostrea echinata
Lineage: Eukaryota; Metazoa; Mollusca; Bivalvia; Ostreida; Ostreidae
Exons: 23
Coding region: 26-3607 (1193 amino acids)
Biological process (GO): carbohydrate metabolic process
Molecular function (GO): polysaccharide binding; hydrolase activity, hydrolyzing O-glycosyl compounds
Source: RefSeq, a predicted model, not a curated record